AUGCAAGGCUCUCCAUGCACCUCAUGCCGUCUGCUAUCUCGCUCCCGUUUCCACCAGCGUCUGAUCGAGCUUCAGAACGGCCGACGCAAAUUCCACAACAGCCGAGCGCAUGAAGAAGCGCAACCACCAUCUCAACCACAGCCGCAAUCGCAGUCUCAACCGCAGUCUCAAUCGCAGCCUCGGGCAGCAGACUCCUGGUACUGGCAGACCCGUCCGCCGACGCGACAGAACCUAGCCGCCGCGGAGCAUUUCUUCAAACACAACAUCCCCACGCGGAUCUGGACGGGCGAAGGCUGGCGGAACCGACAAAAUGAUUCGCAGGACCUCCCCGAAGUCAUCUUCCUCGGGCGGUCGAACGUGGGCAAAUCCUCGGUGAUCAACGCGCUGACCUCGACCGACAUCAACCGCGUCAGCGCCGUACCUGGAGCGACGAAGGCCAUGGCCGCCUGGACACUGGCGGCGCGGACGCCAGACGGCGGAGCGAUAAAAGGAUGGGAUGGCGACGUCAGCCCCAAACUCACCCUGGUCGAUAUGCCGGGGUACGGACACGGGAGUCAGACGGAAUGGGGCAACUCGAUCGUCGAGUAUUUGGCCAAACGGAGGAAUAUUAGGAGAGCGUUUGUGCUCAUCGACGUGCUUCAUGGUGUGAUGGGCCGCGACCUGGACAUCUUCAAUAUCUUGAACUCGUCCGCUAUUCCCUACCAGAUCGUCGCCACGAAAUGUGAUAGAUUUGCCUUUAACAAAGAGGCGCGAGCGGCCUUGAUGCAGAUUAGGGCCCAAGCUCUUCUGGACGUGGACGAUAGUCUGGGCCUGGGCGAGAUCAUUGCGACAGGGUUCCUGAAUGGCAUGACGACCAAAGAGUCGGCGAAAAUUGUCACCAAGAGAUCCGCCUUCGGAGUCCCGAAUCUGCAAUGGGCAGUGUUGCGCGCUGCUGGUCUCGACACGUAUGCAAUGCAAAAAGCAGAAUCUCAUGGCGUGUUGAAGAAAAUGCCGGCCGAGGAUCGAGUGCUGCUUGUACCUGUACCGGAAGAGGACGUUGGGCAGGAAGUCUCUGUAAAUGAGAACGGUGGACAGGAAGAUUCCGUACGGGUCGAAGCCGAACAAAACGCUUCCGAAAGCGAGCCUCCAGAAACCUCAGAGUCAACCUCUUCAUCUCCGGCCCCGGCUCCAGGAACCAGCCUCAGCGUCGAAGACUUCCUGCGCGAAAUUCUCAACUCGAGUUCCCCAGCCUCUUCCACGGGAACUCAACGUGGGCCGGACUCAAAAGGAGCAAGAGCAAAGAUCUUCCCGUCCCUAACCCCAGACGAAGACACGACGUCUUCCUCCAACAAAAGGAGAAGCGGCAGUCGCAGCAGCCCCAGCUCCCUGCUUAGCGACUGGCUAGCUGAAGCCGAAAGCCCUUCAUCAUCUUCGUCAUCAGACAGAAGAGGUAACAAGAACAUUGCAAAUACAUACAACCCUCCCUCGUCAGACUGGGACUCUGCAUCCUCGCGAAUGUGGUCCGAUGAUCUCCCAUCGAGGACGCCCACGAGGCCAAGGACACCAUCAACCUCACCCACACCCACAUAUACCGACGAAAGGGCCGCUCGGACCACCCCUCCAUCAUCCGAGGCCAUGCAUUCAGGUCACGCAGGGUCACGGUCUCAUCCCUAUCAACAGAGUCAACAAAGUCGUAAACCUGUCUCUCGUCAUGGUCAUGGAAGGGAUCCGUCCGCUUUGCCCGGGAAAGGAGUCAUGCGCGGAAUGGACGCCUUGGACGCAAUGGCCGGCCUAGACCCGCGGUCCAAGAAUGCAAACUCAAACUCGAACUCGAAAUCAAAAUCAAGAUCAAACUCGGGCUUUUCGCAAGGUAGCACGAGCAGAAGCAGGGGCAAACCCAACAGCAACGGUAAAGGCCAAGGCCAAAAUUUAAACCACAAUCACAACCAUCAACAUCAAUAUCAACAGCCUGGCUCGGCAGCCGCACCGCCGAGCAAAGGAGUGACUCGCGGCAUGGAUGCUCUGGCUGCGAUGAUGGGAAGUGAGACGUCGAAAGGCGGUAGAGGUCAAACACGACGGCGAAGGUGA
Molecule: messenger RNA, 2067 nt
Organism: Capronia coronata CBS 617.96
Lineage: Eukaryota; Fungi; Ascomycota; Eurotiomycetes; Chaetothyriales; Herpotrichiellaceae
Exons: 1
Coding region: 1-2067 (688 amino acids)
Cellular component (GO): mitochondrion
Molecular function (GO): GTP binding
Source: RefSeq, a predicted model, not a curated record